UCCCUCAGGCUGAGGUGAGCGCCGUACAGAGGGAAGGCAGACUCUAGAAGCACAACCCUCCGCCUGUCCUCACUCUGUAAUAGGCUGAACCGGGCUUCCGCUUCCUCGGGUCACACAUGGCUGCCAGCUCGGACUCCGAGGACAUGGAGACGGCGGGCUGCGAGCACUAUUCCCGGGGCUGUGAGCUGAGGGCUCCAUGCUGUGGUAAAUUUUACACUUGUCGAUUGUGCCAUGAUAACAAAGAAACGCAUAAGAUGGACCGUUUCAAGGUUGUGGAAGUCCAGUGUCUGAAGUGCAAGUGCAUUCAGAAGGCUCAAAAAAGUUGUGAGCAUUGUAACCAUGUUUUUGGAGACUAUUACUGCGAUAUAUGUCAUCUUUUUGACAAAGACAAGAAGCAGUAUCACUGUGAUGGAUGUGGUAUUUGCAGGAUUGGCCCAAAAGAACAGUUUGAGCAUUGUGAAAAAUGUAACUUAUGUCUGCCAUUGAGCUUCAGAGGAAACCACAAGUGCAUAGAAAAUGUCUCAAGACAAGACUGUCCUAUAUGUUUAGAGGAUAUCCAUACCUCCAGAGUGGGAGCACGUGUGCUUCCUUGUGGGCAUCUCCUACACAGUCCAUGCUACGAGGACAUGCUAAAACAAGGAUACCGAUGUCCACUGUGCAUGCGUUCUGUAUUGGACAUGACGCAGUACUGGCGCCGACUGGAUGAAGAAGUUGCUCAAACACCAAUGCCCACUGAAUAUCAAAAUAUGACUGUCAGCAUUCUUUGCAAUGACUGCAGUAAAAGAUCUACGGCGCCCUUCCACGUUCUGGGGAUGAAAUGCGAGAGCUGCAAGUCAUACAAUACCACACAAGAAGGGAAACUUCUAUCACAGUCCGCAACUCCAUAACCUCAAACCUUGUUCUGCUGUUUAAGGACAGAUUGCUAUGGCAUCUAAACUUUAGUCCUCCGAGAACACUGAAAACAAUAAGGAAAAUAUUGGUUAUAUAUAUCUCUCAGUUGAACAUGUAGCUGAAAGAAGAUUGAAAGUUUAAUUGUUGCCAGUUGCAAAGUUCUGCUAUGUUUAAUCCCUGAGGACUGUAACCACCCAUGUUUUCAAGAGGCAAAAGAAGAGCAUCUGACUUUUUAUCAUCAGAACAAAAAAAAAAAAAUAGGAUAAAUGACAAGAGGAAGGAGAUGUAUAAGAACAGAGCUUGGCAAUAUUGUUAGAACAAAUAAAAACUGAUUGUUGCAAA
Messenger RNA from Rana temporaria (common frog), 1233 nucleotides. It is a transcript of the gene RCHY1, whose product is annotated as ring finger and CHY zinc finger domain containing 1. Gene Ontology annotation, molecular function: zinc ion binding; ubiquitin protein ligase activity. The record is from RefSeq and is a predicted model, not a curated record. NCBI's taxonomy places the organism in Eukaryota, Metazoa, Chordata, Amphibia, Anura, Ranidae. Gene Ontology annotation, biological process: protein ubiquitination; ubiquitin-dependent protein catabolic process. The transcript has 9 exons. Bases 117 to 887 code for a protein of 256 amino acids. Gene Ontology annotation, cellular component: nucleus.